This is a messenger RNA of Varanus komodoensis (Komodo dragon), 876 nucleotides long. RefSeq lists its product as uncharacterized. Lineage: Eukaryota; Metazoa; Chordata; Lepidosauria; Squamata; Varanidae. The transcript is spliced from 3 exons. The record is from RefSeq and is a predicted model, not a curated record. Bases 346 to 876 code for a protein of 176 amino acids.
AAUUACCGACAGUAAUAAGCCUAAAGUGAAUAACGGAUAUCAAUGCAUAUUGGGAAUGAAGGAAGUGCAGUCAAAGUUCGUUCGUCCUUCACUCGGUCCCCGAAGCUCCUCUUUGCGACAUUGCAACAAUGGAUCCAGCGGCCCAGGUUCCACCAGAGGUCCAGAAUCUGCGAGAUGAAAACGCCCUUCUGAGGAACAAAUAUACAGAGGUCACUCAACAGACAGACGCCCUGCGUGCAGAAUUAAAUACACUUUGAGCUGCUCAGCCAGCGGCAGUGGCAACUCCCCCACAAGCUCAAGAGUUAAAAUUGAGACGCUGCCUGGUAGAGCCUCCCGCCAAGUACGAUGGGGGAAAAGAAGGAUUUACGACUUUCAAAGCGCAAUGUGAGCUGUACAUACAUCUUCACCAAAACGACUUCACCGAUGAGAAGACCAAGCUACCAGAUUUCCCAAGACGGACUGCAGAUGGACCCUGAGAAAGCACGAGCUGUACUAUCCUGGCAACCACCACGAACGAAGAGGGAACUACAAAAAUUUUGGGGAUUUGCAAAUUUCUAUCACCGCUUCAUAUCUCACUUCUCUUGCUUGACAGCACCAUUGACGGACCUUUUGAAGGAGAAGGGACGAUGCCUGAACUGGCCUCCCAAUGUUGCAUCAGCGUUCGACACCUUUAAACGCCAUUUUGCUUCAGAAAACCAGCUGAUUCAUCCUGGCACAUCUGCACCUUUCGUACUACAAACUGAUGCCUCCAAUAAGGCCAUUGAAGCAGUCCUAUUGCAGCCACAGAAGAGUUCGGUCAAUGACCUCAGACCGGUGGUGUUUUAUUCACGCAAACUCUCAAGUUCAGAGUGGAACAACACCAUUUGGGAGAAGUAA